UAUUAAAAAAAAAUAAUUAUUUCAAAAGAAUGAAAGUCCCCCCACCACCCAGUUAUGACGAAACAACAGGGACAGCACCUCCUUUAGACGAUUCUGCCCACGUUUAUCCACCAAUUCCGGAAUUUAAUGACCAAACUUUUCCACAACCUUUAAUGGGUAUUCCUCCACAGAAUGAUGAUGCUCCUUAUUCACAUCCACAUCCUAAUGUUGACCAGUUUCUUGGACCUUUUCCGCAACAAGCUUAUUGCCCUACAUGUAAACAGCAUACACUAACUGAAGUUAAAUAUGUUUCUGGUUUGCUUACUUGGAUAUUGGUUUUUGUCUUUAUUAUUUUUGGAUUUGUUUGUUGUUGCUGUCUCAUACCGUUUUGUGUUGACAGCUGUAAAGAUUGCCAGCAUCGCUGUACUCAGUGUUAUACUUAUAUUGGGACAUAUCAACGUGUUUUUGGGAGUACUCGAAGUAAUCAAGGGAAUGUUAUUAUUGUGAGACAGAAUUAA
Meloidogyne enterolobii is the source of this 497-nucleotide messenger RNA. The record is from the annotation of a GenBank genome assembly. NCBI's taxonomy places the organism in Eukaryota, Metazoa, Nematoda, Chromadorea, Rhabditida, Meloidogynidae.